This is a messenger RNA of Periconia digitata, 1104 nucleotides long. NCBI's taxonomy places the organism in Eukaryota, Fungi, Ascomycota, Dothideomycetes, Pleosporales, Periconiaceae. The record is from the annotation of a GenBank genome assembly.
AUGGAUAUUUGGGCAGUACUGAUCGCAACCUUCUUCAUCUCCUUUGGUUAUAUUGCACUCAGCAGCAUGGGUCUCUUCUCCAGAAACGACCAAUUUAAGGUGGAUGGCCUGACUGUCCUCCUCACCGGUGCCUCGCAGGGCAUGGGCUUGGAGGUAGCCAAGAUACUUGCUCAGCGUGGCGCUCAUAUCGUACUUGUGUCGCGCAGCACGGAGAAGCUCGAGACUGCAAAGGAGCAAGUACAGGCCGUCGCCAAGUAUCCCACCACACAGCGUUUCCACAUCAUUUCCGCCGACGUCACCAUUGAAAGCGAGAAUGUGCGCAUUCUCAAUGAAGCUACCGUCUGGAACAAUGGCCGGACUCCCGAGAUUGUAUGGGCCAACGCUGGAACGUCCACCCCGGGCCUUUUUCUCGACACCAGCAUGGAGACCUUGAAGGCGCAGAUGGAUAUCAACUAUUGGGCCUCCACCUACCUGGCACACCACACAAUGAAAGCAUGGUUGUAUCCCGAGUCGCCCUACAAAACAGACGAUCUCAGAUCGAAGCCCGAACCCCCGCGUCAUCUGAUCUUCACAUCCUCAGUUCUGUCUUGCAUCAAUGUCGCAGGGUACGUCGGAUAUUCCGCUGCCAAAUCGGCUAUGAAGUCUCUCUGUGACGGCCUCCGCAUGGAGGUCAACCUCUACAAUGGAGCACGUCACGCUGCCAAGAACGCCGAUGGCCAGCAACCCGCUCCGUUUGAUGUCGUUGUCCAAUGCGUGUUCCCUGCGACCAUUACCUCUCCUGGGCACGCCAUUGAACAACUCACCAAACCGGCUGUCACCAAGAAAAUUGAGGAGGGAGAUGAUGAGCAGACCUCUUACGAAGCAGCAAUGGGAUCUAUCAAGGGACUAGACGCUGGUCAAUACUCGGUAGCAACCACCUUCAAAGGCCACCUUAUGCGUACGAGUGGCAUGGGUGCUGCGCCACGAGACAAUUUCAUAUUCGACACGUUGGUGCAGUGGCUCUCGAGUAUCAUCUGGAUCUUUCUAGCCCCCAGCUGGGAAAGUACAGUGUGGAAUUGGGGCAAGGCAAAUGGGAUGGAGAAAUACAAACCAAACUCGAUAUAG